UAACAAGUGAAGGGGGACAUAAUGUCAGCUUUAAUGAAGCUGAAGACCCUGCAAGGUCAUUUGGAGGGUCUAAAUGGAUUUGAAAAUCCAAAAAUUAAAUUUGAACAAUAUGAAACUCCGGCCCAUCUUGCUGCUACAGCUCUUUAUACCAUACAGACACAGUUUGAAUCUAUAGAAAACUGCACAGUUCUGGAUGCUGGCUGUGGUCCCGGCAUUUGGAGUAUCGGCGCCGCUUUGCUGGGAGCCAGCAUAGUUACAGCUGUAGAUAUCGAUGGUGAUGUCUUGCAAGUAUUCAAGGAAAAUGUUGAAGAGAUGGAACUGACAAAUGUGGAUGCUGUACAGUGUGACUUUCUAGAUCCAAGAGUUGCUAGAUGGGAGGGUUACUUUGACACAGUGCUAAUGAACCCGCCAUUCGGCACAAAGAACAAUGCUGGUAUUGACAUGAAGUUCCUCCGAAUGGGAACUCUCCUUAGCUGCGACAGUGUGUACUCAUUACACAAGACUAGCACUAGGAAUCACAUAGAAAAGAAGAUUAAAGAUUGGGAUAUGAAAGGGAGUGUCAUAGCGGAGAUGAAAUAUGAGUUGCCAGCUACAUACAGGUUCCAUAAGCAAAAUUCUAUGAACAUAGCUGUGGAUAUAUGGCGGGUAUAUCAUGCACAAUAAAUAAAUACUAUGUAUUACGUUUCUAUAGUUCAACUAAACAAAGAAAAUGGUUUUUACUUCUACUGGGAUUAAUGUAUUGCCUGUUUGUUUUGUUAUUUUACUGGCGUUAAAUAUAUAUUAUAUGAGAUUUUGAAGUGUAUGUACGCGCAUUUCAUCAGAACGACUGCACCAAAUUCAAUGGGACUUGAUGUCAUCAUAACUGUCUUGACGAAGCAUAUUAGAAAGAAGUUUAGCUUCUGAAAUAAAAGAUUAUAAACCCUUUUCUUUGUUUAUACGAUAAGUGAAAUGUCUUUUAGUAAAAUAGUAUAAUUAAUUACGUUUUAAUUAUAAUUUCUCUAUAUUAUGUACAGAACAUCAAAUGUAUGUAUGUAUAUCUAUGUAUUUACUUUUACAUAGAAUAAAAUGUUGAUUUUUUAUCUUAUAAAUAACAA
Molecule: messenger RNA, 1094 nt
Organism: Spodoptera litura
Lineage: Eukaryota; Metazoa; Arthropoda; Insecta; Lepidoptera; Noctuidae
Gene: Mettl5
Product: Methyltransferase like 5
Biological process (GO): rRNA methylation
Molecular function (GO): nucleic acid binding; rRNA (adenine-N6-)-methyltransferase activity
Source: RefSeq, a predicted model, not a curated record